Cylicostephanus goldi is the source of this 333-nucleotide messenger RNA. The record is from the annotation of a GenBank genome assembly. NCBI's taxonomy places the organism in Eukaryota, Metazoa, Nematoda, Chromadorea, Rhabditida, Strongylidae.
AUGCAUGAUAUUGGAAGACCUUUUAUGAGUCUUGUGUUUCCCGAGUACACGGUAAUGUGCUUGCGAAGGGAAGGAGCCAGAUUUAUUUCGCUCUCGGAUACUGCUAAUGGACAGUACGAUUACCCGGUACCGAUUAUGGAUCGCACUCGAUACGAGCCCGCUCACUUCUUCUCAAUCUGCUUGGCUCCUAUCUAUGGGCCAGAACCAAAAUGGCUUCAGCUUGCCGAACUUGUUGAGCAUUACAAGAUUCAGGUUUUAUACUUUCUAGAUAUGAGAAAUAAUAAAAACCCUUUUACACCACUCAUUCAAAUAGUUGUUUAUUCUUAUUUUUAA